AUGGCCAUGCUUGCAGCGCAACCAUUCUUGUUCUUCUCAUCACAAUCAAAUUCCAGAAUCUCAAGACCAUGCCUUCCCCUUCCUCAACUCAGCUCCAUUCAUCUACGUUCACGCAAUUCUAAGAUUCAGUUUCCACUAAUUUCAUGUUCUUCAUCUCAAACCCCAGAAACUCAAACUCAAACUCAAACUGCUGAAUCUUGUGUCAAUUUGGGUCUUCAACUUUUCUCCAAAGGAAAGGUUAAAGGUGCUUUGACACAGUUUGAAACAGCGCUUUCUUUGAAUCCAAAUCCUCUAGAGGCCCAAGCUGCUUUCUAUAACAAAGCUUGCUGCCAUGCUUACAGAGGAGAAGGAAAGAAAGCUGCUGAAUGUCUUCGCACUGCCUUAAGAGAUUACAAUCUAAAAUUUGGCACAAUUCUCAAUGAUCCAGACUUGGCCUCCUUCAGAGCUUUGCCUGAAUUCAAAGAACUACAAGAAGAGGCGAGACUUGGUGGGGAAGAUGUCGGUUCUAGUUUUCGAAGAGAUUUAAAACUUAUCAGUGAAGUUCAAGCACCGUUUCGUGGGAUUAGGAGAUUCUUUUACGUAGCAUUUACAGCAUCCGCAGGAAUAUCAUUGUUCUUUAAUGUACCAAGGAUAUUACGUGUAAUUCAAGGUGGUGAUGGUGCUCCUGAUCUCUUGGAAACCGCUGGCAACGCUGCCGUUAACAUUGGAGGUAUUGUUGUUUUUGUGGCAUUAUUCCUUUGGGAGAAUAAAAAAGAGGAGGAACAGCUUGCGCAAAUAUCCCGAAACGAGACACUAUCAAGGUUGCCUUUGCGCCUGUCAUCUAAACGUGUAGUUGAACUCGUGCAGCUAAGGGACACAGUUAGGCCGGUUAUAAUAGCUGGGAAAAAAGAAUCAGUGACUUUGGCUUUGCAAAGAGCAGAUAGAUUUCGCACCGAUCUUGUUAGGCGUGGUGUUUUGUUAGUUCCUGUCAUCUGGGGAGAAGGUAGAAAAACCAAAAUUGAAAAGAAAGGUUUUGGCCUUCGACCAAAGGCGGCCGAGGCACUUCCAUCCAUUGGGGAAGAUUUUGAGAAGCGGACACAGUCCAUAACUGCACAAUCAAAACUGAAAGCUGAAGUUAGGUUCAAGGCUGAGGUUGUAUCGCCAGCCGAAUGGGAACGGUGGAUAAGAGAUCAGCAGAAGUCUGAAGGAGUUCCUGUUGGCGAAGACGUGUACAUAAUACUGCGCCUAGACGGGCGAGUUCGAAGAUCGGGGAAAGGUAUACCUGACUGGCAGCAAAUUGCGCUUGAGCUUCCGCCAAUGGAUGCAAUUUUAAGCAAACUGGAAAGAUGA
Vicia faba (fava bean) is the source of this 1329-nucleotide messenger RNA. The record is from the annotation of a GenBank genome assembly. NCBI's taxonomy places the organism in Eukaryota, Viridiplantae, Streptophyta, Magnoliopsida, Fabales, Fabaceae.